AUGGUGAAGAUUUUAUUAAUUGCUCUAAUCCUCUCCUUUGCUUCAGCUCGCAACUUUUCGGUCUCAGGAAUCAGUUCUGGAGGCUUCCAGGCUGUCCAAAUGCACAUUGCUCACUCAGCAGACUGUAUCGGAGCCGGAAUCAUCGCAGGUGGCCCAUAUUAUUGUUCGCAGGGUUCUGAAGUAUACGCAACAACUGCCUGUAUGACUUCUCCUUACUUAAUUAACCUAGAAGCUUGCCUUCAAUAUGCUCAAGAGCAAUCAAAUUCUGGGACUAUUGACAAUUUGAACAAUUUAAAAACAAACACCAAAGGAGUGUGGAUAUUUUCUGGUCUUUGGGAUACAGUCGUUAACCAAUACGUGGUCAGGUCAUUAUUGAGCUUCUACCAAAACUUCAUUAGUUCAUCUAUUAUCAGCACAAAUUUCGAUACUUACGCUGAGCAUUCAUGGGUUACAAAUAGUGCAGGAAACCCUUGCAAUUAUUUGGGAUCUCCAUUUAUUAAUUACUGCAAUGUAAACGCAGCAGGGCUAAUUCUGAACCAAAUUUAUGGAAAUAUAAAAGCUCCAGUAAAGGCAAUUUCGCAGAAUUUGAAGUCAUUUGACCAGACUCAGUAUAUGAACCCUACAAUUGCAAUUAUGGCUACGACUGGGUAUAUGUAUAUUCCUACAGGAUGUCAGGGUACUAAUAUAAACAAUUGUAAUGUCCAUAUGUCAAUACAUGGGUGUGGACAAAAUUAUGAGACCAUUGGGGAUUUAUUUAUAACGGAAAACGAGCUUAAUGGGUAUGCAGAGUCGAACAAUAUUAUUAUGAUUUACCCACAAGUCGCUGUAAAUCUUGAGUUAAAUCCAGAAGGAUGCUGGGAUUUCUGGGGAUAUACAGGGAGUGACUACGCUCUUAAGAAUGGGAUUCAGAUAGCUGCUUUAUAUAACAUGACUCAAAACAUUCCAACUCCGCUAAAUAGCGCUGAAGCUUUUUAA
Molecule: messenger RNA, 975 nt
Organism: Blepharisma stoltei
Lineage: Eukaryota; Ciliophora; Heterotrichea; Heterotrichida; Blepharismidae
Source: the annotation of a GenBank genome assembly